Peronospora belbahrii is the source of this 1827-nucleotide messenger RNA. The record is from the annotation of a GenBank genome assembly. Lineage: Eukaryota; Oomycota; Peronosporomycetes; Peronosporales; Peronosporaceae.
AUGUUAAAAUGGCUUAAGCUGCUGACAACCUGCACUAUUAAUUUGACGGUUACCGAUGCAAAGACAACCGUGGUGAUCGGUCCAGUAGGUCCAUUGACACCAACUGUGGCAACAUCGUCAGCUUCGUCUGCUGAACGAGAUUAUACCGAUAUAGACGACGGCGACAUCAGUUACUUAUCCUACCGUGGGACUUUAUCGUUAAGUGAGACCGGCUCAGACGACGAUGAUAAUACCUCAUCGCUGAAUUCGAAUACGUUGUCAACCGUACCAUUUCCCACUGACCUUAAGAUUGGAUCGACUGUCAAUACGAAGGACAAAGUUGUGUCUACCUAUCGUAACUGGGUCGGUCCUAGCAUUGGCAAACCAUCCGACCCAGCAGGUGACAAAGGGUGUUGGCGAAAAGCUUACAUCAUGAGUGAGUGUCCCUAUGGAUUCGACUACACCCUGGGAACGUGCUGGGCUCAGUGCCCAAUGGCUUACCCCGUGAAAUGUGGCUUUGAAUGCAUUAGACAGAGCGACAAUUGCGGUUCUGAAAUUUACGCGAAGUUUGUGAGUGUGGCCAAUGCGUUCAUGUCAAUUCAAAUUGGAGGAUUCUUUGGAGAAUUUGCAAAACUGUCGAGGACCGUGCGGGUUGGCAUCAAGUGUGCCAGAGCUAUGCUUGGAACAAUGCGUGCUAUUGUCAACUACGUUCGCGCUAUCCACGUGUCAAAUCCACAGACGUCACUGGAUCAUGUCCUAUUGGCGCUAUAUCAGACAAGUUACAUCACAAUAGAUCUUCCUGUUAGUAUUGUCAUGUGCAUGGGCAAACCUUACAAUGAUGCCGUCCUCGACCCUGCGAGUGUGCUUAUGGGUACUGUGCAGGUAUUGGUGGGCGAGAUUCUGGCUCGGCAAGACAUAAUCCUAAGCUCCUGGGAACACUUCAAAGAUACCCUCCUCCACUUAAACUUCACUGACGCUGUGAACGACCUGAACGAGACGGAGAUUUCGUCGCUCAAGACUGGUAUGGAGUCCAACUCUAUGUGUGGAUACGAGCUCCAGCGCCUCACUGAUCGAGCGUGGCGAACAAUUGCCGAGAUGAAAGAGGCAAACCCCGGAAUCUCUGAGGACGAUCUCCGUGUGGCCGUGUACAAGUCCGACCUUAUGUUGAACGACAUUCCUACGGUCACCAAUAAUUGCAUGGAGCAGAUGAUUAUGGAAUCGGACGAAGCUACUGCUUACAAGACGCGUGACACGCUACGCAAGACAUACGGCGUAAUCGUGAACGACUUGAUCGAAAAGGGAAAGAGUGACGACGGCGCGUCGUUGACUGCUAAGGAAUACACACGUGUUGUAGCUGAUAAAUUGUCCAUGGGCAUCGCUACAGUCUUCUACAUCGAUCUCACGCGUAUUUCCGGUCUGCUAUCUGAGUACAUUGAAAUUAUGUGUGGACCGACACAGUUUAUCGGCGAAAUCGACGAUGGUAGCGAUCCCGAAACCCUUGGACUUCGCGCGGUAGGAGACGUAUUUAAGGGCAGCGUAAUGUCUUGGGAGCGAGAAGGCGAUGGGAUUGUCCGGAUCACCUUUGCUAGCGCCGAUACGGAGGACGUGACAGUCAACGUCAUCUCCGGUGGCAACAAGUUUGAUGAACAGGACGUUCGAGCAGGUGAAACAGUGACGUACACAACAACCGUGGAGGCAUUAGGAGGAAAGACGCUUUACCUUGACCGAUGGCGGCCAGGAUUUCUCGGUUUACCUGGUACUGGUGGUGGCUCCUUAAAACUCUGGGUGCCUCGCGCAAGCAAAGGUGGCCACUUGCAAGUCAAUGUGACGAUCAAUGUGACUGAGUAA